Molecule: messenger RNA, 630 nt
Organism: Oikopleura dioica
Lineage: Eukaryota; Metazoa; Chordata; Appendicularia; Copelata; Oikopleuridae
Source: the annotation of a GenBank genome assembly
AUGAGCAUCCCGGCUUUCGCUGUGGCCUCUGCCCUUGAGGCCUCGAACGUGCUGGUCGACAAGAAAGAGAGUUUCACGAUCAAAGCAAUCUUCAAAACUGAUCGUUUUGUAACGAAUGCUCUGACUGCCCUGCCUGCUAUCGCCUUGGCCUCCCUUUUGAUUAUCAAGCCGUCGAGUUUUACGACGGACAUAGUCACUUGUACCAUCAGGACCAAGCCUGAAGCGCACUCUCUCUCUGGUCAUCUAAUCCACGAUAACUCCCAGCUCGCCGACCAAAACUUCAUCAAUGCCUACUGCAACGCCAACUUGAAGAACUAUACAGUCGAUGCAAAUGGAAUUGUUGCUCCUACCAAGCCGAUGUCUUACAAAUUCGUCAAGAUGUUUCCUUUCCAUUUGCUGACUCUGAUCAUAAUUGGUGGCUGGACUGGACUUUGCUGGGAGAUAACGAGUAAAAAACGGUUGAGCCAGGCUGAGUAUCUUUUCGAUGGCUUGGAAGAAGCAGCAGGAGACCUUAUUAAUGCUCUCCGCUCGAUUUCCCAUCUUCUGGCUGCGAAAACCACGAAGAAACUCAAAAAAACUUCUCAGAGUGGUGGAACUUUGGCGAGAAUGAAGGCGAAUCGUAACGUUUAG